GACUGCGCUGUCAGCUGGACAGGACGCCGCAAACAUGGUGAUCUUCAGUGUGUACGUGGUGAAUAAAGCCGGAGGUUUAAUUUACCAGUAUGACAACUAUGUACCGAGAGCAGAGGCGGAGAAGACCUUCAGCUAUCCUUUAGACCUGGUGCUAAAGCACCACGAUGAGAAAGUGGUCGUGUCUUUCGGGCAAAGAGACGGAAUCAAAGUGGGCCACGCAGUGUUGUCCAUCAAUGGAGUGGAUGUGAUCGGAAAGAACACGGCAGAUGGGAAAGACAUCCUCGAAUACCUGAAAGACUCUGCUAACUAUCCGGUGUCUAUCCGCUUUGGCCGGGCUCGUCUCAGCUCCAACGAGAAGCUGAUGCUGGCCUCCAUGUUCCACUCGUUGUUUGCGAUUGGUUGCCAGUUGUCUCCUGAAGUCGGCAGUUCGGGUAUCGAGAUGCUUGAAACCGAUGUCUUCAAACUGCACUGCUUCCAGACUCUCACAGGGAUAAAGUUUAUUGUGAUGGCAGACCCUCGACAGUCUGGUAUUGAUGCACUAUUGAGGAAGAUUUAUGAGAUCUACUCAGACUUUGCCCUGAAGAAUCCAUUCUAUUCUCUGGAAAUGCCCAUCAGGUGUGAGCUGUUCGACCAGAAUCUAAAGAGCGCGCUGGAGGUCGCAGAAAAGGCCGGAAACUUCGGUGUUGGAUCGUAAACCACAGAAGGAUAUUUCAGAAAUGUUCAAAGCCUGGAAGGAAACGUGUAUUUCUGUUUUGUAUCUUUGUCCCACUCACCCAUCAUAUUGUAAAUACAUUGUAAAUAAACGAAAGCCUAUCCUCC
Molecule: messenger RNA, 819 nt
Organism: Salarias fasciatus (jewelled blenny)
Lineage: Eukaryota; Metazoa; Chordata; Actinopteri; Blenniiformes; Blenniidae
Gene: trappc4
Product: trafficking protein particle complex subunit 4
Exons: 5
Coding region: 35-694 (219 amino acids)
Biological process (GO): endoplasmic reticulum to Golgi vesicle-mediated transport
Cellular component (GO): TRAPP complex
Source: RefSeq, a predicted model, not a curated record